Molecule: messenger RNA, 3278 nt
Organism: Cuculus canorus (common cuckoo)
Lineage: Eukaryota; Metazoa; Chordata; Aves; Cuculiformes; Cuculidae
Product: toll-like receptor 2
Exons: 2
Coding region: 168-2624 (818 amino acids)
Biological process (GO): toll-like receptor signaling pathway; inflammatory response; immune response
Cellular component (GO): membrane
Molecular function (GO): protein binding; transmembrane signaling receptor activity
Source: RefSeq, a predicted model, not a curated record
UGGACUGGGGGCACUGGGUGUGGGGGUGUCCACGGGGGUCCCCCCCAAUCCGCGCCCCCCUAUGGGCUCAGCGUCGCCCGCGGUCGCCCCUCCUCAGGGCUGAGCUCUGCCCAACUCGUCACACCUCGGGCGCCACACGGGGGGUCGGCUCCACGGGGAUCCCCCGGAUGCCCCUUCCGUCCCGUGGCUGCGCCGUUGCCGCCGUUCGGUUCCUGGCGAUGGUGGCGCUGGCGGCGCCGGCCGAGCAUCCGCGGUGCCGCCUCGACGCCGGGAGCCGGACGGCGCUGUGCAAGGGGCAGGACCUGGAGGGGGUCCCCCGCGGGCUCCCCACCAACCUCCUCACCCUCGACCUCUCCUACAACAAACUCCGGGAGAUCACGGCGGCGGAUUUCGCCGGGAUGACGCAGCUCCGGCGUUUGGAUCUGAGCUACAACAACAUCUCCCGCCUCGCUCCCGACGCUUUCCUCUCCAACCCCUUCUUGGAGCGGCUCCAGCUCUUCAACAACUCCCUCCGGCAGAUCCCGGCGCCGGCGUUGAGCCCUUUGGUCAACCUCCGUUGGUUGGACGUCUCCAACAACCUCUACGGCGGCGCCGCCUUGGACGGCGUCUUCGGGCGGCUGCGGGCGCUGCGGGAGCUGUCGCUGGGGGGACCGCUGCUGCGUCGCAUCUCCCGGGAGGAUUUGGCCGUCUUGAAGGCCACGGCGUUGCGGAGGUUCGCCAUCAAGGCGGCCUCCAGCCGGUUGCGUUACGAAGCCGGGGCUUUCUCCUGGCUCAACACCACGGAGCUGUGGUGCGAUGUGGCCUUGGACGAGAGCGCGGCGACGCUGCCGGUGAUGCUGCGGGACCUGCGGGGCAAAGCCCUGGAGUACCUACGCUUCCGGAACCUCUUUGAGUUCACCUACUACACCGGCGACGCCGAUCCCUUCGCCGGCUUGGCCGAGCUGAGGAUCACCACCUUGGUCUUCUACCGGGGUAAGUUCAACGAGAACCUUCUGCGCUUGGCGUUACUCAACGUCCAACACUCCCGUAUCCGCGAUUUGGCGCUGGUGGCCAUCGACUUCGCCCGCUCGCCGCGGCAGAACGUCACCGGCGGGUGGACGGCUGCGCCGCGGCUCGACCGCCUCUCGCUGCGGGACAUCAGCAACCCCGACAUCCUGCGCUUCGACUGGACCUUCACCUGGUUGAGCGGCGUUGCCUCCCUUUCCAUCACCAACGUCAACUUCAACUUCAUCCCCUGCGACGCGUGGGCUGAACUGCGCAACGUGGAGUUCUUGGACAUCUCCGGCAACCGUUUGAAAGACGGUUAUAUCUACAACCGCCAUUGCCGCUACCAAGGUGUCAUGCCCAAGCUGGAGAGCUUCAUCUUGGCCACCAACCAGCUCCUCAGCCUGGCCGUGGUGGCCUCCUUGACGAGGACGUGGCCCCGGCUCGUCCAUCUCGAUGCCAGCUACAACAGCUUGGGCGGCGUGCAGGAGACGUGCCAAUGGAGUCCCACCUUGCGCCGGCUGUCCUUGCACCACAACCAGGUGACGGUGAGCACCUUUGGGUGCCUGCCCACCACCCUGGAGUUCCUGGACCUCUCCUACUCGCAGCUCGACCGCUUGGACAUGGAUUAUUUCAGCCGAAGUCACCGCCUACGGGAGCUGCGGUUGAGCGGCAACAAGAUCAAAUUCAUCCCAUCCGAGUGGAGAUGCCCCCGCUUGGAGGUGUUGGCCAUCGACGGCAACUCCUUCGGCGUCAUCGGCCGCGGCUCCUUCGUCAACAUGCCGCGGCUCGUUAGCCUGGUGGCCGGCGGCAACCCGUACCACUGCACCUGCGACAUCUUCCUCUUCUUGGAGGAGACCCAACGACGGGGAAGACCCACCUUGGCCGAUUGGCCGCACAACUGGACCUGCUUCCACCCUGAGCCGCUGCUGGAUACAGCCGUGGCCGCCUACGCCCCGCGGCCCUUGGAAUGCAACGUCCCCGCCUUGGUGGGCGUAGCGGUGGCCGCCACGGCGGUGGCGGUGGCCGCGUGCGCGGCGCUCUGCUGGAAGCUGGACGCCGGUUGGUACCUCCGAGCCACGUACCGCUUGGUGAGGGCCAAGUACAGAGGGCGUCGAGCGGCCACCGCGCGGCCGUGUUCCUAUCACGCCUUCAUCUCCUACAGCUGCGCCGACGCCGCUUGGGUGCGCCGGGAGCUUCUGGAUGGCUUGGAGAGCACCGCGCCGCCGUACCGGCUCUGCAUCCACGAGAGGGACUUCACGCCGGGCCGUUGGAUCAUCGAGAACAUCGUGGAGAACAUCGAGAGGAGCGCUAAGGUCAUCUUCGUCCUCUCCCGGAGCUUCGUCGACAGCGAGUGGUGCAACUAUGAGCUCUACUUCGCCCACCAACGUUCCGUGGGUCUCGGCUCCGAGGAUGUCAUCUUGGUGGUCAAAGAACCCAUCGACGCUCGGGGGUUGCCCCGGCGUUUCGCUCGGCUCCGGAAGAUGUUGGGGACCAAAACCUACCUGGAAUGGCCUCAAGAACCUGGGAGACGCCCCUUCUUCUGGCUCCAGCUCCGCAGCCUCUUGGGCAGCCCCGGCGAGCUUGAUCCCACCACCGGCGAGGAGGAGACGGCGGUGGAUGCCACCACGGAGCGGUGACGUCUCGCUUGAGGUCCUUCAGGUGGUCUUGGGGUGCCGCCGGGUGUCCCGCCUGCCUCAGUUUCCCCCCACCGAGGGCGGCUCUUGGGUGGGAUGGAAGGGUCUUCUUUGAGGUCAUCCCAUCUUCUCCGCCUCUUCCAAGGGAUGGGGAUGGUGGGGAUGGUGCCCAGGAGGUGGCAGUGUCACCCGGAGGAUGUGGCAACCUGGAGCUGGAGGAGCUCAGGACCCGCCCCGGAGGACCCCAAAACCUGAAGUUUGAACCCCAAAAAAGCUUGAAGUCAACCCCAAGUUGAGGUUCUGGGGUUGAAGAACUGAGGGUUCCCAAACUCUUCCUUGGGGUCCAAUCCUGCUCCGGAGGGGGGGAUCGAUCCUGCAGUGAGGGCUCUGGUUCUGCUCUGCGGGAUCAAUCCUGCUCCAUGGGGUCCAAUCCUCCUCCAUGGGGACCAAUCCUGUUCCAAGGAGGGGAUCAAUCCUUCUCCAUGGGGAUCAGUUCUCAUCCAAGGGGUCCAAUCCUGCUCCAUGGGGUCCAAUUCUGAUCCAUGAGGUCCAAUCCUAAUCCGUGGGGAUCAAUCCUCUUCCAAUGGGCGGAUCAAUCCUGCUCCAGAGGGGGAUCAAUCCUACUCCAUGGGGUCCCGUCCUGAUCCAUGGGGAUCA